AUGGACGAAAAGCAGCUUGAUACUUCAAGCAGUUCAAUUUCAAUAAAAGUAAAGGGUACACGCGAAACAUACCAGCUGACGAUACCGGAAAACUCUACAGUGAAAGAUGUCAAAGAAGAGCUUGUUGCCAAGGUGGACGCACCGGUAGAAAGACUGUGCUUGAUAUUUUCUGGCAGGAUCCUCAAAGACAACGAAACUCUUAAACAGCAAGGCGUCGGGGAUGGUUUUACUAUCCAUUUGGUGGUGCGGAUUUCCCAGAAACCUACUUCUGCUGCAACCCCUGCUUACACGACUACCACAACGUCCGCUGGGCAGACUCAACCGGCAACGCCUGCAAAUCCUACCGGUAAUGUAUUCGGCUCAUUGGGCGCUAGUAUCCCUGGAUUCGACACGUUCGCUGGAGCUGGUACCUUUGCCGAAAUGCAGCAGAGGUUGCAGCAGCAGCGCAAUCCUGAAAUUGGUCACAUGUUGAACAACCCCGAACUUUUAAGACAGGUAAUUGAUUGA
Molecule: messenger RNA, 507 nt
Organism: Soboliphyme baturini
Lineage: Eukaryota; Metazoa; Nematoda; Enoplea; Dioctophymatida; Soboliphymatidae
Source: the annotation of a GenBank genome assembly